This is a messenger RNA of Rhipicephalus microplus (southern cattle tick), 2254 nucleotides long. RefSeq names its product glutamine synthetase 2. Gene Ontology annotation, cellular component: cytoplasm. The record is from RefSeq and is a predicted model, not a curated record. Gene Ontology annotation, molecular function: glutamine synthetase activity. NCBI's taxonomy places the organism in Eukaryota, Metazoa, Arthropoda, Arachnida, Ixodida, Ixodidae.
UGGUCUGACAAAGCAAGGAACGGAAAGGCGCACGUCAAGGAAACACGUGUAAACACAUGACGCUCACCCGGUAACUGGACCCACGAAUUAUCUCCCGGCAAACGACUUGUGGACACGAAAGCGCUCAACGGUAACACACAGAACGGGCAAAUUGUUCAUCCUUUUUGCCCUCUCUGUGAGCACGCUCGUAUAAAUAAGAGUGGUGGAACCGCGCACACGGUUGUGUCAACAGCGGAGGAGUUGGCGUCGUUUUUUACAAGAAAAAGUAACUUGAGGAAAUUGCAAUGACUCCGCUAAUGCCCACCUUCACAAGCAAUCAAGCGCUGUUAUCCAAGUAUCUGAGUUUGCCCCAGCCGAGCAACCAAGUUCAGUGCACAUACAUCUGGAUCGAUGCUACUGGACAAAAUCUGCGCUGCAAAACAAGAACUGUAGAAUUUGAGCCCAAAGAGGCCAAAGAAUUGCCCAUCUGGAACUUCGACGGUUCGAGCACGGGUCAGGCCGAGGGCAAGAACUCGGACGUGCACAUAUACCCGGUGGCGUUGUUCCGAGAUCCAUUCCUGGGUGGUCCCAACAAGCUGGUGCUGUGCGAGACCUACAACUACGAUCACACGCCACACGAGACGAACAAGCGUCACCUAUGCAAGGUAGCGAUGGAUCGAUGCAAGGACCAGAAGCCAUGGUUCGGCAUCGAGCAGGAGUAUACUCUUCUGGACAUCGAUGGGCGACCAUAUCGGUGGCCCAAGCAAGGCUUUCCGGGACCUCAAGGGCCUUACUACUGUAGCGUCGGUGCGGACAGGGCAUAUGGGCGGGACGUAAUGGACGCACACUACAGGGCCUGCCUCUACGCCGGCAUCAAGAUAGCGGGAACUAACGCCGAAGUGAUGCCAUCUCAGUGGGAGUUCCAGGUCGGACCCUGCGAAGGGAUAAGCAUCGGCGACCACCUGUGGGUGGCCCGUUACAUCUUGCAAAGAGUGGCCGAGGACUUCGGCCUGGUGGUCACACUCGACCCGAAGCCAGUGACGGGAGACUGGAACGGUGCAGGCGCGCACACCAAUUUCAGUACGCUCGCUAUGCGCCAGCCCGAUGGCAUACGCUACAUUGAAAAGGCCAUCGAGCAACUCUCGCGUAAUCACCGCGAGCACAUCCAAGCCUACGACCCGCACGGAGGCCGAGACAACGAACGCCGCCUUACGGGGCUGCACGAGACUUCCAGCAUCCACGACUUCACCUCAGGCGUGGCCGACCGCGGAGCCAGUAUCCGCAUACCUCGACAGGUCUCAGAAGACCGCAAGGGUUACCUCGAGGACCGGCGACCUGCGUCCAACUGCGACCCAUACAGCGUGGCACGGGCUAUCGUCAACACCGUGUGCCUCAACAAGACCCCGUGACUAAUCGGAGUGGCACCAUUGACCUGAAGGAUGCUCUUGGGCGGACACAACGAAGUUUCUUCACCAGAAACAACAAAAUUCUAUCUGCGCAUAAAUUAUAUGAUAUGCUUGAUCGCGGCGUAUUGUCAAUAGGAGUGGAGCAAGAAAGCAUGGUGUUACGUGAAAUUCAUGUUUCGAAACAAUGAGCGAGGUUGUCAUGGCUGCCAUGUGAUAAUUAUCUUACGUGGUUUCUACUGCUGGCGACAAUAUUAUGCGGCCGUAACUUAGCAAGGGUCCCUGGUGUAAGCCACGUUCAAUCUGCGCGCUUUAUCACAGAUUUUCGAAAUUGAAUGUAAUGGAAUGAAAAAAAACAAUUUUUUUUCAAAAAAUUUAUGGCAAUAGUCAUUUAAACGACAUCUGUUGCAAAAUUGGUAACAACGAUUUCGUAGCGAUGUUCUCGAAUUAUAUCAAGCAUUUUCACAGGACAAUAACAAGAAGUCAUAAUAAUUCUUUCGCUGCCUAAUAAAAGCGGCUUCGACAACGAACUUUUUUAUACGUUAGCUUUGGUCAUUAUUCAUUCAUUAUACAUUCAACAGAUAUGUGCUAAAUCAUUCGUUAACCAUUCAUCCAUGCAUCUCAACAACUACGUUCUAACGCUAUACAGAAGUUAUAUAAAUUUAAAGCUGAUGCUUUGCAUUAUAUUACGACGCCAAGGUGCACUUGGAUGUCACUACUGCAAACACAAUGGUUCUAUACUACCAUCUUGGUGCGGGACGUCGAAUUAACUCUGGCCUAAAUUCUCUCUUUUACGAUAAUGUCUGUCAUCAAUGAAAGCUUAGUAAUCGUAGCGAAUGCAUCAGUACACUAAGCCUGAUCUUUUUUUUUUU